Lolium rigidum is the source of this 797-nucleotide messenger RNA. Its product is annotated as probable prefoldin subunit 4. The record is from RefSeq and is a predicted model, not a curated record. The transcript is spliced from 3 exons. Gene Ontology annotation, biological process: protein folding. Lineage: Eukaryota; Viridiplantae; Streptophyta; Magnoliopsida; Poales; Poaceae. Gene Ontology annotation, cellular component: prefoldin complex; cytoplasm. The coding region runs from base 104 to 484 and encodes 126 amino acids.
CUUUCAUCCUUCUUCCUCUCCCACUGUUGCCCCCAAAUCCAGCAGCCACCGCCGGCGCUUCUCAUCUCGGGCCGACGCCGACGCAACCCGAAGGACAUCGGAGAUGCAGCAGGGCGACGGCACGGAGGCGCAGGUGACAUGGGAGGACCAGCAGAACAUCAACCGGUUCGGCCGUCUCAACAACCGCCUCCACGAGCUCGCUGACGAAAUCAGGCUUGCCAAGGAAGCAAAUGAAAACCUUGAGGAUGCUGGGAAUGAACUUAUCUUGUGUGAUGAAGAUGUGGUGCGUUUCCAAAUUGGAGAGGUGUUCGCGCACAUGCCGAUGGAUGAUGUGGAAACCAGGCUGGAGCAGAUGAAAGAGGAUGCGGCUAAGAAGCUGGAGAGGCUGGAGGAGGAGAAGGAAUCCAUCCUUGCCCAGAUGGCUGAACUGAAGAAGAUCCUGUAUGGGAAAUUUAAGGAUGCCAUCAACCUGGAGGAAGAUUGAAGUUGAGUACUACUGGAGCUGUCUUCGAGUGUUGAAUCAUAUGACACCUCUGUUCUGGUUCAGGUGCUUUGUUUGUCCCGAUACAUUGUUCCUUACAGUGUGCUGGCUAAUGUAACAUAUGGGAGUUUAUUCUCUUGAGGUUAACAUGCGAAAAUGUUGUUUCUUGUUUGGUGACCUGUAGAUUGAUAUGAGGGUAUGUUGGUUCUAUUGCCUGCCCUGUUAGCUGAAAUGUUUGGUUCUCUUACCUAUGCUUGUUCAUUCGAAUAUUGAAACUGUGAAGCCAGUCUAUCGAGUUUUUAGUUUGUGUUUUAUU